Messenger RNA from Arabidopsis lyrata subsp. lyrata, 2556 nucleotides. Its product is annotated as coiled-coil domain-containing protein SCD2. NCBI's taxonomy places the organism in Eukaryota, Viridiplantae, Streptophyta, Magnoliopsida, Brassicales, Brassicaceae. Gene Ontology annotation, biological process: cytokinesis by cell plate formation. The transcript is spliced from 16 exons. Bases 136 to 2331 code for a protein of 731 amino acids. The record is from RefSeq and is a predicted model, not a curated record.
AAAUGGGUCCCACGUUCUCUCAACUUCCUCUCCCGCCACGAUUCGGUCCACGCGGAUCUCUCGUUUACAUCUUCUCCCUUCUUCCUCAGCAGCUCAAUCAAUCGAAAAGUCCUUCCCACCUUGUUGACUCCGUCGAUGGCGAGGAGACCAGGAAGCUCGGCUUCUUCUUCACCCACGAUGUCUCCGUCGCAUAUGAUGAACAGUGGCGGAGGAGGAAUCUCCGGCAAAAGCACUCUCCGGAAGCAAAACGCCGCCGAGCUGCUCGCAAAAGUCAUGGAGAAGCGCGACUAUGAUUAUGAUUACGAUGAUGAAGACGGAGGCGAAGAUCUCUACCAGGUACAUCUUCCGCCUCUUACUCAGUCUCGAAGACGAGAUGAUAAGCGUAUUGGUAAGGGUUCAGUCAACGAGAAAAAGGCUCCGGCGAAGAAACCGGUCAUACUACCGCCGCCUAAAUUUGACGAUGAAUCCGAAGAUGAUGAAAUUAGAGCUGAUGUUCCCCGGAAUCCAGUGAUAGUUCCUAAAAAGAAUGCUAGGGAUCCGAUAAAAGCUCCGGCGACGAAGCCGGUCGUACUUCCGCCGCCUAAAUUUGACGACGGUGAUGAAAUUAUAGCCGAUUUGCGCCGGAUUCCAGUGGAUAUUUCUGGAAGGAAUGCUAGGGGUCGGAAAGAAGCUCCCACGGUGAAACCAGUCGUUAAUACGCCUAAAUUUGACGAUGAAUACGACAGUGAUGAAAUUACAGCGGAUGUUUCCCGGAAUCCAGUGGAGAUUAGGGUCCCGGUCAGAGGGAAAGUAGCUCCGGCGGUGAAACCCGUCGUUCUUCCGACUAGAUUUGACGAUGAAUAUGAUAGUGAUGAAAUUACAGCCGAGGUGUCCCGGAAUCCAGUGGGGAGUAAAGGUCCGGUCAGAGGGAAAGUAGCUCCGGCGGUGAAACCCGUCGUUCUUCCGACUAAAUUUGACGAUGAACUCGACAGUGACGAAAUUGCGGCCGAUGUGCCUCGGAAGCAAGUGGAGAUUCCUCAAAAGAAUGGAAAAGGUGCACUCAGGGUUAGAGUUCCGGCAUAUUCACGUCGGAAUCCGUUGGAUGAAUUUGAGCAGAACGGAGAAGAAAAGCAAAAUGUUCAGUUUGAUGUGCCUGCAAAACAAUCGGAAGCUCAAUUAAAGUAUAAGAAAAGUUUCAGGUUUCAUACUGCAGAUAUUUUAGCAUCUAAUAACUCUAACCAGCAGGAAGAUGAUCGAGAAGCUUCAGCCCUGCGUGAUGAAUUAGAUAUGCUUCAAGAAGAAAACGAUAAUAUUAUGGAUAAACUUCAGCGCGCUGAAGAAAGACGCGAAGCUGCAGAAACAAGGGCUAAAGAGCUCGAGAAACAGAUUGCUUCUCUAGGUGAAGGAGCAAAUUUUGAUGUCAAGCUCUUGAAGAGGAAAGAAGCAGCACUGCGUCAAAGAGAGGCAGCAUUAAGGGCUGCUGAACAGAAAAGAGAUGGGAUAAAUAGAGAAAGUAAUGCACUUAGUUCAGAAUUUCAGAGUUUGAAAGAUGAAGCAGAGAAAGCCAUGGAACAGCUCCAGGAGGUUGAAGCUGAAACAAAGUCUCUUCGGACAAUGAUACAUAGAACGAUUUUGACUCAAGAAGAAAUGGAGGAAGUUGUUCUUAAGAGAUGCAGGCUUGCUCGCUACUGGGAACUAGCUGUUCAACAUGGAAUAUGUGAAGAUAUAGCCACAUCAAGAUAUGAACAUUGGUCAGCUUUAGCUCCUCUUCCCUCUGAAGUUGUCCUUUCCGCUGCCCAAAAGUCUGAAGACUCCUGGCAGACAGGUGGUAGCGAUCGCACUUGGAGCAAAGUCGUCAGUAAUUUCAGUGAUCUGAAUGGAGAAGGAAACAUUGAGAGUAUGCUUGCUGUUGAAACGGGAUUACGAGAGAUAGCAUCCUUGAAGGUUGAGGAUGCUGUAAUGCUAGCACUUGCCCGGUAUAGACAAACAAAUGUGGCCCGACAAGCCAUCACUGAUCCCAGGGUGCAAGGGGAACCUAAGUUCUCUGAAACAUUUGAGUUGAGUCAUGAUGAGCAACAAGAUAUUCUCUUUAAAGAGGCAUGGCUGCUGUAUUUCUGGAAAAGAGCUAAAAUUCAUGGCGUGGAAAGUGAUAUAGCGGAAGAGCGUCUUCAGUUCUGGAUCAACCGACUCGGGCAACAUUCAUCUUCACAUGAUGCAGUUGAUGUGGAAAGAGGAAUGAGGGAGCUAAGGAAGCUUGGAAUAGAACAACAAUUGUGGGAAACAUCUCGUAAAGAACUCAUCGACUCCUCUUUUCUUCCUUCUUAUUCCGUUUCUGACUACAAUGACGAGUAACCACCUCUAAUGUCUUCUUUGCCUCCAAUUUCCUACAUUCACUACACACGCUCACAUAAACGCAUAUACACACAUACACACACAUAAAGGUUAUCAAAAUCAUAUUUUACUGUUCGACAAAGGUUAGAACAAACAGAGAAGUGUUCAGAUUGUGUUCUUAUUAUUGUGGAUAGUUUUUGCUUCCAUAUUGUUUACUUGUAUAACACUCUUCAUGACCUUACCCAA